AUGCCUGAUCUUCGUCGCCAGAUAUUUGAAAGCGGCAAGACAGUCUCACGCAAGGCCGCUUCCCGUGAAGCCUCUCGCGCGACCUCGCGCGCCAGCUCCAAACAAACUUCUCAUCAGUCCUCGCGAAACGCGAGUCGACAGCCUUCCGACGAAGAAGAUUCGGGUUUUCUUUCUGACGAGACAACCAUGAGUAUCGGAUCUUUGGACGAUGACAACCCCGAACAAGACAAUGUCGACUGGCCACAAGAGCUAGGUGAUCACAUUCAGGAAAUAUUGGAUCGCAAGCGCAGCAGCGUACAGGGCCGUGAGGAGGCCCUGGCGGCCUUCUGCCGCCUCACCAAAUACCACUAUGCGGAAGAGGUUACUCGUGCCUCAACGGGGGAGCUGCUGAGUGCCUUUACGAAAAGUGUCCGGCACGAGUCAAGUGUGCGCGAAACGGUCAUGGCAUUACGUUCGAUCGAGCUACUGGCUAUCACUGCCUUGGACAACACCAUCUACGAGAAUAUGGAGCCAGUUAUUACGCGCACUAUCCGCGACUCGACUUCCAAUGGAGUUAAGGCCGCCGCAAUUCAGUGCCUGGGGGUAUGUACAAUUUUUGGGGGCGCAGGCGAGGAUGGAAUCCUCGAACAGAUGACCUUCCUUCUUGACAUUGUGGCCUCAGACGGUCAAUCUAUCGAUGCAACGGACGACGCCACUGCGGUACAUGCCGCGCUUCAGGUGUGGGGAUUUCUUGCAUCCGAAAUUGAAGACUUUGAGAGCGAAAGCGAAGAGGCAGUCCAGAUAUUUAUCGACCAACUGGAUAGUGGCGACUCCUCUGUGCAAAUCGCAGCUGGCGAGAACAUUGCCCUACUCUACGAAAAGAGCUACACGCCUCAGGAAGACGACGAAGAUGACGAAAGUGACGAAUCUGAUGACAGUGGCGAGCAUGAACGGCAAGACCACAAUGGUCCUAAGCUCCUCAAACGAUACAACGCCUACCAUAACACCCCGGAGCUUGAGCAGCAGUUGCACUCGCUGGCCACCAUACACACCAAGCGCAUCAGCAAGCGCGACAAAAAGUCUUUGCACAGCAAUUUUGCAUCCAUUCUCACCACCGUCGAGAACCCGCGCUACGGGCCUCGUUACAACACGGCCAUCGACCAGGACACCAACCGCCACUAUGGCAGCACCCUCACCGUCAAGAUCGGUCGACACGGCAUCAUGAGCAUCGACCGCUGGUGGAAGUGGGUCCGUCUGUCCGCUCUGCGUCGCAUUUUGCAGGGUGGCUUCGCCGAGCACUAUUUCCAAGGCAAUCGGGCUGUUCUUGACAAUCUGCCCGUCAUGAUGCGCAUGGCCAACCACGGCGCAGGGUUGGUGGAUCGCCAAAGCGCACGAAAGGCAGCGAAAAUGCGCAAUAGCUCGCGCCGCUGGACUGCACCACCAUCGGAUGAGGAUUGA
Penicillium alfredii is the source of this 1437-nucleotide messenger RNA. Its product is annotated as IFRD domain-containing protein. Bases 1 to 1437 code for a protein of 478 amino acids. NCBI's taxonomy places the organism in Eukaryota, Fungi, Ascomycota, Eurotiomycetes, Eurotiales, Aspergillaceae. The record is from RefSeq and is a predicted model, not a curated record. The transcript is spliced from 2 exons.